UCAAUCUUCGAUUGGCGCAAUUCAUGACGACAUGGGCAAAGACGACAAAUCCAAGAAUUUCAACCUGAAGGUGCCAAAGGGCACACGAGACUGGACUGGCGAAGAUGCCGCUCUACGCGAUCGUCUCUUCGAGACCGUGACCACCGUCUUCAAGCGCCACGGCGCCACGACCCUCGACACACCUGUCUUCGAGCUGAAGGAAAUCCUCAGCGGCAAGUACGGAGAGGACUCGAAGCUCAUCUACGACCUACAAGACCAGGGAGGAGAGCUAUGUUCGCUGCGCUACGACUUGACAGUCCCGCUCGCACGAUGGCUUGCUAUGAACCCCAGCGUUCAAAGCUUCAAGCGCUACCAGAUUGCCAAGGUUUACCGUCGCGACCAACCUGCUAUGACAAAGGGCCGCAUGAGGGAGUUCUACCAAUGCGAUUUCGACAUCGCUGGCGCGUACGAUGCCAUGAUUCCUGAUGCCGAAGUCCUCAAGAUUGUCAACGAUGUCUUCAAGGCUCUUGGAUGGGAAGCAUACACCAUCAAGAUGAACCACCGCAAAAUCCUGGACGGCAUGUUCAAAGCCGCUGGCGUGAAGGAAGACCUAAUACGGCCAAUCAGUUCCGCCGUGGACAAGCUGGACAAGUUACCUUGGGCGGAAGUGAAGCAGGAGAUGCAGACCAAAGGCCUGUCCGCAGAAAUCGCAGAUCAGAUCGGCGAAUGGGUGCAACGUAAGGGGGGAGAUGACAUCAUUGAGUUCCUCAAGUCAGAUCCUGUGCUCUCGCAGAACGAGGAUGUGAAGAAGGGCAUUCAGGACAUGGAACUGCUAUUCGCCUAUCUGGACGCUUUCGACGCACGGAGCCACGUCUCGUUCGACUUGUCACUCGCUCGUGGUCUCGACUACUACACUGGUUUGAUCUACGAGGUCGUCACUGAGGGCUCCGCUCCCCAGAUCAAGGGCAAACAACAGGAGGUCGGCGUCGGAAGUGUUGCCGCGGGAGGUCGCUACGACAAUCUAGUAGGCAUGUUUAGCGGCAAGCCGAUUCCGUGCGUGGGUAUCUCCUUCGGGAUCGACCGCAUCAUAAGCAUUCUGAAAGCCCGCGGCGAAUCUACGCAGCGCGCAAAAGACGUCGACGCCUUUGUCAUGGCGUUCGGUGGCAAGGGCUUCACAGGCAUGUUGACAGAACGCAUGCAAGUUGCCCAAGAGUUGUGGGCUUCUGACAUCAAGACGGAGUUCUCGUACAAGCUCAAGCCAAAGCUGCCACAACAGUUCAAGCAAGCGGAGUCGGCUGGUGUACCGCUCGCUGUCAUCUUGGGUGAGGAGGAACUGAAGGCGGGCAAGGUCAAGAUCAAGGUCAUGGGUAUCACCGACGAGAGCAACCCAGAGAAGGACGGUGUGCUCGUUGACAGGAAAGAUAUGGUAGCCGAAAUCCGCAAACGGUUACCUGCUGCCAAUGGCGUUUGAGAACGCUCUCGGCGGUAAGACCAGACCAAAAAAAAG
Didymella exigua CBS 183.55 is the source of this 1486-nucleotide messenger RNA. Its product is annotated as histidyl-tRNA synthetase. Gene Ontology annotation, molecular function: histidine-tRNA ligase activity; ATP binding. Gene Ontology annotation, cellular component: mitochondrion; cytoplasm. The transcript is spliced from 3 exons. NCBI's taxonomy places the organism in Eukaryota, Fungi, Ascomycota, Dothideomycetes, Pleosporales, Didymellaceae. The record is from RefSeq and is a predicted model, not a curated record. Gene Ontology annotation, biological process: mitochondrial translation; histidyl-tRNA aminoacylation. The coding region runs from base 32 to 1450 and encodes 472 amino acids.